Messenger RNA from Colius striatus (speckled mousebird), 1974 nucleotides. It is a transcript of the gene SLC5A5, whose product is annotated as solute carrier family 5 member 5. The record is from RefSeq and is a predicted model, not a curated record. Gene Ontology annotation, molecular function: symporter activity. The coding region runs from base 1 to 1974 and encodes 657 amino acids. NCBI's taxonomy places the organism in Eukaryota, Metazoa, Chordata, Aves, Coliiformes, Coliidae. Gene Ontology annotation, biological process: iodide transmembrane transport; sodium ion transport. Gene Ontology annotation, cellular component: membrane. The transcript has 15 exons.
AUGGCCAGAGCCAUCCUCACACCCAGCACGCUGCCAGCCAAGCCCUGGGCUGCUGUGCCAACGCUGGAGGUGGCUGGGGGAGAGGCAGCACCGAGGCCCGCCACUCUGGCCUCCCCAGCAGACAGCCUGGAGGUUUGGGUGCCAGAGAGGCUCACCUUCAGCCUCUGGGACUAUGGGGUCUUUGGGCUGAUGCUGCUGAUCUCCACCGGCAUCGGGCUCUUCCAUGGCCUGGCUAAAGGUGGCCAGAAGACCUCAGAGGAUUUCUUCACCGGGGGACGCCAGAUGUCGGCGCUGCCCGUGGGGCUCUCGCUCUCUGCCAGCUUCAUGUCAGCCAUCCAGGUGCUGGGGGUGCCAGCAGAGGCCUAUCGCUACGGAGCCAAAUUCCUCUGGAUGUGCAUGGGGCAGCUGCUCAACACGCUGCUCACCGCUCAGCUCUUCCUGCCCGUCUUCUACCGCCUGGGGCUCACCAGCACCUACGAGUACUUGGAGCGAAGGUUCAGCCGGGGCGUGCGGCUCUGUGGGACUCUGCAGUACGUGGUGGCCACGAUGCUGUACACAGGGAUCGUCAUCUAUGCCCCUGCCCUCAUCCUCAACCAAGUGACUGGCCUGGACAUCUGGGCAUCUCUUCUCUCCACUGGAGUCAUUUGCACCUUCUACACCACCAUAGGUGGGAUGAAGGCUGUCAUCUGGACAGACGUCUUCCAGGUCGUGGUGAUGCUCUCAGGCUUUGUUGCCAUCAUCAUCCGGGGGGUGCUGCUGGUGGGGGGUCCUGCCAGGGUAUUGGCCAUCGCUGCCAACGGCUCCAGGGUGAACUUUGGCGACUUCAACCUGGACCCACGGAGCCGAUACACGGUCUGGACCUUCCUGCUGGGUGGCACAUUGGUCUGGCUCUCCAUGUACGGCGUCAACCAGGCCCAGGUCCAGCGCUACGUGGCCUGCAGGAGUGAGGGGGAGGCCAGGAGGGCACUGCUGGUGAAUCAAGUGGGGCUCUUCUGCGUCGUCUCCAGCGCAGUGGCCUGUGGCCUUGUGAUGUUUGCGCUCUACAAGGACUGUGAUCCCCUCCUCGCCGGCUACAUCUCAGCCCCGGAUCAGUACAUGCCCUACAUGGUCCUCGACAUCUUCGAGACAUCCCCAGGGGUGCCGGGGCUCUUCCUGGCCUGUGCCUACAGCGGGACACUCAGCACGGCCUCCACCAGCAUCAACGCCAUGGCGGCCGUCACCGUCGAGGACAUCGUCAAGCCCCGGCUGCCCACGCUGUCCCCACGGAGGCUGACCCUCAUCUCCAAGGGGCUGUCGCUCAUCUAUGGCACAGCCUGCAUCACGGUGGCAGCCCUGGCCUCGCUGCUGGGCGGUGGUGUGCUGCAGGGCUCCUUCACCGUCAUGGGGGUGAUCAGCGGCCCGCUGCUGGGGGCUUUCGUCCUGGGCAUGUUCCUGCCCGUGUGCAGCACGGCUGGCGUGCUGGGGGGCCUGGGCGCCGGCUUUGCCCUCUCCUUCUGGGUGGCUGUGGGGGGGACGCUGUACCCCCCCACCGCCACCACCAUGGGAGUGCUGCCCAGCUCCGGAGCCCUCUGCCCGCUCUACAACCGCACCGGCAGCAACCACACCGUCCUCCUGGGACCCCUCCCCCCGCGCCAGGAGCCCCCAGCCCCGGCCCGACCAGCCAUCGUGGGUGACUUCUACUCCAUCUCCUACCUGUACUACGGGGCUCUGGGGACCCUCACCACGGUGGUGGUAGGGGUCCUGCUCAGCUCCCUGCCAGGGCCAACCAAGCGGAGGCGGCUGCCCCAGGGCGUGCUGUGGUGGGACAUCGUGAAGCAGACGUCCUCGGUGUCCCCUAUGGGUGACAAGACACCAGGGGAUGAGCCCCCGGGCAAGGGCAAAGCCCCUCAGGCGAGGCUGGAUGGGGAGAGCAACCCCCCGCGCCCCCCUCCCGAGCCCAGCACCGACCCGCUGCUGCAGGAGACCCACGUGUAG